CAGCUGGAUUAUCAACACUCCUCGUAUAUAUUCGCCUAGUAGCAAGAGCAAUGGAAAACUGAUGGUUUUGAUUCAGAUAUUUGAGAGUCUGUUUUAGAGGUGCACAUUUGUGAAAGAGGUUUUUUUUCGAGUCGUUCUUCUGAAGCGGAUCUUUUAGAUGAAUCGUUUGAACUGGUUCACAAAACAUGUAUCCUGACCGCGUAAAGCUCCAUCCCACCAUGGCUUCAAGGGACACUCUUGAGAAACGGUCCUGGUAUGUUCUCAGUUGGUAACACUUCAUACAAGCACUGGUUUGAUGGAAUGGCACUCAUGCACAGUUUCACGUUUAAAGAUGGGAAUGUAUUUUACAGAAGUAAGUUCUUGAAUAGUGAAACGUACAAAAAGAACACGGCUGCCAAUAGGAUCAUUGUGUCUGAAUUUGGAACCAUGGUUCAUCCAGAUCCCUGCAAGAAUAUAUUUUCAAGAGCCUUCAGUUACUUGGUGAAUGCAAUUCCGGAUUUCACAGAUAAUAAUCUCAUUAACAUCAUAAGAUACGGUGAAGAUUAUUACGCAUCGUCAGAAGUGAACUAUAUCAACCAAAUUGACCCACUGACACUAGAAACAUUAGGAAGAACUAACUACAGAAACCACAUCGCAAUUAACUUGGCAACCGCACACCCUCACUAUGAUGAAGAAGGGAACACAUACAACAUGGGCACUGCCAUCAUGAACUUCGGCAGACCCAAAUAUGUUAUUUUCAAGGUGCCCGCCAACGCCACAGAUAAAGAGAAAAAGAAGCCAGCCCUCAGGAAAGUGGAACAAAUUUGCUCCAUUCCUUUCCGCUCCACCUUGUAUCCGAGCUACUUCCACAGCUUCGGCAUGACAGAGAACUACAUCAUCUUUGUGGAGCAGGCCUUCAAGCUGGAUAUCCUCAAACUGGCCACAGCUUACUUCAGAGAUGUCAAUUGGGGCAGCUGCCUGAAAUACGACAAAGAUGACACUACACUGAUCCAUCUGGUCAAUAGGAAGACUGGGAAAACUGUGAACACAAAGUACUAUGCAGGCGCAUUUGUGGUCUUCCAUCACAUCAAUGCUUAUGAGGAAGAUGGCCAUGUUGUCUUUGACUUGAUCACGUACCAGGACAGCAACCUGUACGACAUGUUCUACAUACACAACAUGAAGCAAGAUGUUGACAAAUUUAUAGAGACCAACAAGGACUUCUCUCGACCAACAUGUCAACGGUUUGUCCUUCCUCUCAACAUAGACAAGGAAGCUCCACCAGACACCAACCUGGUCAAGUUGCAGGACACAACAGCCACAGCGGUGCUGAAGCAGGACGGCUCCAUCUACUGCUCCCCUGACACUAUAUUUGAGGGUUUAGAAUUGCCAGGGAUUAACUACAAAUUCAACAGUGUAAAGUACAGGUACUUCUAUGGCACCAGGGUGGAUUGGUCGCCAUAUCCAAGCAAGAUUGCAAAAGUGGACAUAGCUACCAGGACACACCACGUGUGGAUUGAGGAGGAAUGUUACCCAUCUGAACCAGUGUUUGUAGCAUCUCCAGACGCUGUUGAAGAAGAUGAUGGUGUUAUCCUGUCCUCUGUGGUUUCAUUUAAUCCCCAAAAGCCUCCUUUCCUGGUGGUCCUGGAUGCUAAGUCCUUUAAAGAGAUUGCUCGCGCUACCAUUGACACUGCUAUUCAUAUGGACCUGCAUGGGCUUUUCAUACAUGACAAGUCUACCUAAAUUGGGCAUUAAAAGUAAUCCAACAACUCAUUUUAGGGAGUAGAAUUUAUAUUCUUAUUAAUUUAUUUUAUUGCAAAGAUAUGUGAGGGAAAUCAAUAUUCUUUUAAUAAUCCUAUGCAAACAUUAUUGAUUAUUCUUUCAUUAUGUCUAAUUCUAUGUUUACAGGCAUUCUGUAAAAAAGAUUAUAUAAAAUGAUCUUUUCUUAAUUGUUUGUGACAAUUGAGUGGGUCUUGAGUAGAAAUUACUUUGUACUUAAUUUUUUAGUAAUCUAGCAUCAUAUAGUAUAAAAAAAACCUAGCAAUGCAGAAUAUGUGAAUCUUUGGCUCUCUGACAAAUGCAUUUUUUUAUGCACAAAGCAGUAAAUUAUUAUUGUAAUUUUAUCAUCCUGUAAAACAGGCUACUGCGAUGUAAAUGACUAGAUAACUGUUCACUGUCCUAGCUAAAAGCUGUAAAACAUUUAUUGUGUAUAUUGUGGUGUCUUUAAUUUAAGGAUUUCUUUAGUAUGGCUUCUCGUUUCUUGCUAUUUUUAAGUUGUUUUUACAUUAAUGUUUCGUACAGUGUUAGUCUCUACAUGCAUUGUGUUGAAUAUGGGCCUAAUAUUCAGAUCUUCACAGACUCUCAUUUGUGGAAUUAAAAUUCGUUCUGUGUACUGUUGAUUACAUAAUUUAAAAAAAUCGGUUUUAUGUAAAAAUAAAAACAAACAUACGA
This is a messenger RNA of Puntigrus tetrazona (Sumatra barb), 2427 nucleotides long. RefSeq names its product beta-carotene oxygenase 1, like (gene bco1l). Gene Ontology annotation, biological process: carotene catabolic process; retinal metabolic process. Lineage: Eukaryota; Metazoa; Chordata; Actinopteri; Cypriniformes; Cyprinidae. The record is from RefSeq and is a predicted model, not a curated record. Gene Ontology annotation, molecular function: carotenoid dioxygenase activity; beta-carotene 15,15'-dioxygenase activity. The transcript has 11 exons. The coding region runs from base 256 to 1719 and encodes 487 amino acids.